Molecule: messenger RNA, 1567 nt
Organism: Daphnia pulex (common water flea)
Lineage: Eukaryota; Metazoa; Arthropoda; Branchiopoda; Diplostraca; Daphniidae
Product: tubulin gamma-1 chain-like
Exons: 9
Coding region: 133-1521 (462 amino acids)
Biological process (GO): mitotic spindle organization; cytoplasmic microtubule organization; mitotic cell cycle
Cellular component (GO): microtubule; centrosome; spindle
Molecular function (GO): GTP binding; structural constituent of cytoskeleton
Source: RefSeq, a predicted model, not a curated record
UAUUCUGUUAACCGCCUAAACUGGCUCUAGCUCAACAUUAUUGGUCGAUUGUUUUGUUGUCCGUUUAAAAAGAAAAUCAACUUACUGUUGAUUCCAAGAAAAACUAGGAUAUUAUAAUUCUUUAACGACAUAAUGCCUAGUGAAGUCAUUACUUUACAACUCGGACAAUGUGGAAAUCAAAUUGGUUUCGAGUUCUGGAAGAAGCUCUGUGCCGAACACGGAAUCAGUUCUGAAGGAGUACUAGAAGAUUUUGCAACAGAAGGAGUUGAUCGAAAAGAUGUUUUCUUCUAUCAGGCUGAUGAUGAGCAUUACAUUCCUCGAGCUGUCCUGCUUGAUUUGGAGCCACGUGUCAUAAACACAAUAAUGAAUUCUCCAUAUGCCAAAUUGUACAAUCCAGAAAAUAUCUACUUAUCCAAACAUGGUGGAGGAGCAGGAAACAAUUGGGGUUCUGGAUACAGCCACGGUGAACGACUUUUUGAUGAAAUAUUUGACAUUAUUGACAGAGAGGCAGAAGGUAGUGAAAAUCUCGAGGCUUUCACACUUUGUCAUUCCAUUGCUGGAGGAACCGGUUCUGGAUUGGGUUCUUACAUGCUAGAAAGAAUAUCGGAACGCUACCCCAAAAAAUUAGUACAAACGUAUAGCGUUUUUCCAAAUCUAGCUGAAUCCAGCGAUGUUGUCGUUCAACCUUACAAUUCAUUAUUGACUCUAAAGCGAUUAACUCUGAACGCCGACUGCGUCGUAGUUCUGGACAACACAGCUCUGAAUCGCAUCGCCACAGAUCGACUUCAUAUCGAAACGCCAUCGUUUACACAGAUAAACUCUCUAGUGUCAACCAUCAUGUCAGCGUCUACAGCCACACUGCGAUAUCCCAGCUAUAUGAAUAACGACCUCAUAGGCUUGGUCGCUCCGCUCAUUCCCACACCUCGGCUUCAUUUCCUAAUGACAGGCUACACUCCGCUCACGAAUGAUCAUGAGGAAACAUCUGUACGAAAAACGACAGUUUUGGACGUCAUGAGACGUUUACUGCAGCCUCAAAACAUGAUGGUCUCCACAACGCCCGACCGCAAUGGCUCGCAUUGUUAUACUUCGAUUCUAAACAUAAUUCAGGGAGAAGUAGACCCAACGCAGAUACACAAAUCCCUCCAGAGAAUUCGUGAACGAAAGCUCGCUCAGUUCAUCCCUUGGGGUCCGGCUUCUAUCCAAGUGGCUCUUUCACGCAAAUCGCCAUACGUCACGACAUCGCAUCGCGUAUCCGGACUCAUGUUAGCCAACCACACCAGCAUUUCGACUCUCUUUGCACGGACGCUACAGCAGUUCGAUAAAUUGAGGAAGCGAGAAGCUUUCCUUGAUCAGUUCCGCAAGGAAGCUAUGUUUCAAGACAGUCUGGACGAAAUGGACGACUCGCGGGACGUCAUUCAAAGUCUGGUGGACGAAUAUACGGCUGCCACCAAGUCGGAUUACCUCUCGUGGGGCAUGAAUCGUCCGGGAGCCUUGGCUGCUUCUUCUCAAACAACGGCUUGAUGUUCAAUUGUUUAAACGGAUAUUAAUAAAUGGGUGUUAAAAAUAA